GGCACUGGUUUCUUUCUAGCAAACUACAUGAAUUUGCAAAAAACCAGCAGAAGAAGCAUUAAAAUUUGUUUGUCACUUAAACUUUUCGUAUUUUAAUAAAUUUAUAAAGCUAAAUAAGUGUAAAAAUAUGGCUUUAGCAGAAAUUUGUAAUAUUUCAAAUGCUCCCUAUAUGAAAUCACGUAAUUUUACACCUUCGGAUUUCGAAAACGAUUGCCAGCAGUAUACCUCGAAUUUGGUUAAUCCCUACGUAUUGUCGGCACCACCAUUCGAAAAUCCCAUUGAGAAUUUAUGUAAAAUUCAGGCUAACAGUGAUAAGAGUGGCAUUAAAAUAGAAUUUGAUCAUGGUACCACAACAUUGGGUUUCAAAUAUCAAGGAGGUGUUAUAUUGGCAGUAGAUUCUCGUGCUACCGGCGGUCAAUUUAUUGGCUCUCAAACCAUGAAGAAAAUUGUGGAAAUUAAUCAAUAUUUAUUGGGUACAUUGGCUGGUGGUGCAGCCGAUUGUGUGUAUUGGGAUCGUGUAUUGGCUAAGGAAUGCCGCCUGCAUGAAUUGCGCAACAAGGAACGUAUUUCGGUGGCCGCCGCUAGUAAGAUAAUGGCUAAUAUUGCUCAUGAAUACAAGGGUAUGGGUCUUAGUAUGGGCAUGAUGUUGGCUGGCUAUGAUAAACGUGGUCCUGGCCUUUACUAUGUCGAUUCGGAGGGUUCACGUACACCCGGUAAUGUUUUCUCUGUGGGCAGUGGUUCUGUUUAUGCUUUUGGUGUUUUGGAUUCUGGCUAUAAGUGGGAUUUGAAAGAUGAAGAGGCUCAAGAAUUGGGCAGACGUGCUAUUUAUCAUGCCACCUAUAGAGAUGCCUAUUCGGGUGGUAUUGUACGUGUUUAUCAUAUGACCCCCAAUGGUUGGAUUAACAUUUCCAAUACCGAUUGUAUGGAAUUACAUUAUAAGUAUGAAGAUGAAAAGAAAAAUAAACAUUAAAGAGUUGCAGCCUGAAAGGGAUGAUAUUGUAAGAGUUUCUUUGUGAAUUAAAUUCAUUUUAUUUUAUAAAAAAAAGAAAAAAUUAAUAAAAACGUGUGGAUUUUUGUAAUAGAA
Lucilia cuprina (Australian sheep blowfly) is the source of this 1084-nucleotide messenger RNA. RefSeq names its product proteasome subunit beta type-5 (gene Prosbeta5). Lineage: Eukaryota; Metazoa; Arthropoda; Insecta; Diptera; Calliphoridae. Gene Ontology annotation, molecular function: threonine-type endopeptidase activity. The record is from RefSeq and is a predicted model, not a curated record. The transcript has a single exon. The coding region runs from base 128 to 970 and encodes 280 amino acids. Gene Ontology annotation, cellular component: proteasome core complex.